This is a messenger RNA of Trypanosoma grayi, 342 nucleotides long. RefSeq names its product BES15S03c. The transcript has a single exon. The annotation marks the transcript as partial. The record is from RefSeq and is a predicted model, not a curated record. NCBI's taxonomy places the organism in Eukaryota, Euglenozoa, Kinetoplastea, Trypanosomatida, Trypanosomatidae.
AUGCCGGCCACCUCAUCGCGGUGCCAGGGUCCAGCACCACGUAUUGUCGGGGGAAGCCAAGCGCCAGCAGAGUUCGCCACUUGGAGAACUUUGCGGCGAAAUGCUUCCGGCAUCGCACAGUACCAGGACCCGCCGCGUCUUGCUGGGACACAGUAUUAUCCAUGUCGGUCUUGGGGCGCGUGUUACCGCGCCAUCAGCAGUAUCAUCCGCACCGAGUUACUGCUUAGUGGAAAUGUGGAAGAGAAUCCCGGCCCUACAUUGAGGGGCAUGCAAUGGAACUCAGCUGGGCUAAUACAAGCGAAACGCCUAGCCUUGGGUAAACAGCUCUACGGUGAUGGUAUC